This is a messenger RNA of Nelumbo nucifera (sacred lotus), 7719 nucleotides long. Its product is annotated as glutamate synthase 1 [NADH], chloroplastic. Gene Ontology annotation, molecular function: iron ion binding; glutamate synthase (NADH) activity; iron-sulfur cluster binding. The record is from RefSeq and is a predicted model, not a curated record. Lineage: Eukaryota; Viridiplantae; Streptophyta; Magnoliopsida; Proteales; Nelumbonaceae.
GGAGAAAAUUAGAGAAGAGUUAGUUGUCGGCCGAGUGAAGGAGUCUCUCGCUGCUCGCUCGCGCUCAGUCUGUCUGCUACACAGCCUUUCUUUUUUCUAUUAUUUAAGAUUAAGAAAUUUGUUUUCGACUUUUCGUUCCCAACGCUUUGAAAAUAUUCUGUAAAUUUAGCUGAAAAUCCGCACCUGCGAUCGAUCAGCUGGGACCUUUGUGGAGAAUCGGAGCUGGAGUUGUAUCUGAUUUUCGUUAACGAUUUGGUUUUUAAUCUCGGAGAAAUAAGAGAGAGAGCACCGUUUUCUAGUUUUAAAACCAUUCAGAUCUGUUAAGUUAGCCUGGUGUUUUAAACUGAUUUAGAUGCAGGUGUGACUUGUGAGCAUCUGCUGGUGAUCUCUGGGGGUUUUYCCUUUCUGUGUAGUGUUUAUCUUGUACUCUGAAGUCUGAAGGUUAAGGAACAUCAGUCUGAGACUUGGGGAGUUCCCUAUCUCUUUCUCCCAUCUCUUGUUGAUUGACUUCCUUGUUGAUCUCUGAUCUUUCUUUCCUUCCUUUUUCUUUUGUUCUUUUUAACCAGAGCCCUUUGAAGCAAAGAAAAAAAAACAUCGUGAAUAGAGAAACCGAUCUGUAAAAGGAAGUCAAUUUUUUUAAUCCCCUGAAACGAACUCUUCUUUGGAAGUCCCUAUAAAGAUCUUGAUCUUUUAGGCAUGGCAGCCAUUCCGGGUUCAUCCUUCCAACUCCGAAACAAAUCGGUCGGCCUGCCUUCUCCUGGCCGCCCAUCCUUAAAAAAUCAACGGAAUUUCGUUCCUUUCAGUAGCCGUGAGAGCAAAGCCUCAUGUUGCUCCGCAAGGACACGACAUAAUGUUGUGGAGAAGAAGUUCUUUGGGACGGGAUUGCGUCAAUCGGGUCCCGAAAGACUUCAUCUAUGGCGAUCGGACGGCCCUGGACGUUCACCAAAGCUCAGAGUCGUAGUUCGCUCGGCAUUGUCUAAGGUGCCGGAUAAGCCACUCGGUCUGUAUGAUCCCUCAUUCGACAAAGAUUCAUGUGGAGUUGGAUUUGUAGCUGAGCUGUCCGGUGAAACAAGCAGGAAAACAGUGACGGAUGCACUGGAAAUGUUGAUCCGGAUGUCCCAUAGAGGUGCUUGUGGUUGCGAAACAAAUACCGGUGAUGGUGCUGGCAUUCUUGUAGCUCUUCCUCACGGCUUCUUCACGGAGGUUGCUAAGCAAGUCGGGUUUGAGUUGCCACCACCAGGCGAGUACGCUGUUGGCAUGUUUUUCUUGCCAACAUCAGAUACUCGCAGGGAAGAAAGCAAAAAAGUAUUUACAAAGGUUGCAGAGUCAUUGGGACAUGUUGUUCUUGGGUGGCGUUCUGUUCCUACAGAUAAUACAGGAUUGGGCAAAUCUGCUCUGCAGACAGAACCUGUUAUUGAACAAGUUUUUCUUACACCAAGUUCUAGGUCAAAAGCUGGUUUUGAGCAACAGAUGUACAUAUUAAGAAGGGUAUCUAUGGUGGCCAUCAGAGCUGCUUUAAAUCUCCAACAUGGUGGAGUGAGGGACUUUUAUAUAUGUUCUCUCUCUUCAAGGACCAUUGUCUACAAAGGUCAGCUAAAGCCCGAUCAGCUAAAGGAUUAUUACUAUGCAGAUCUUGGCGAUGAAAGGUUCACAAGCUACAUGGCCCUUAUCCAUUCUCGGUUUUCAACAAACACUUUUCCUAGCUGGGAUCGUGCUCAACCCAUGCGCAUCCUCGGCCACAAUGGGGAGAUUAACACACUUCGUGGCAACAUAAAUUGGAUGAAAGCACGCGAGGGUCUAUUGAAGUGCAGAGAGCUUGGAUUAUCAAAAAAUGAGAUGAAGAAACUUUUACCAAUCGUUGAUGCCAGUUCAUCUGAUUCAGGAGCUUUUGAUGGUGUCCUUGAGCUUCUUGUUCGUGCUGGGAGAAGUCUCCCUGAAGCUGUCAUGAUGAUGAUACCUGAAGCAUGGCAAAACGACCAGAAUAUGGAUCCAGAUAGAAAGGCCUUGUAUGAAUACUUCUCAGCUCUUAUGGAGCCAUGGGAUGGACCUGCCCUUAUUUCAUUUACUGAUGGCCGCUAUCUGGGAGCCACAUUGGAUCGCAAUGGACUGCGUCCUGGUCGCUAUUAUAUUACACACAGUGGGAGAGUUAUCAUGGCAAGUGAAGUUGGUGUUGUAGACAUCCCCCCUGAAGAUGUCUGCAAGAAGGGAAGGCUAAACCCUGGAAUGAUGCUUUUAGUAGAUUUUGAAAAACAUAUCGUUGUAGAUGAUGCAGCUCUGAAGAAGCAGUAUUCCCUAGCAAGGCCAUAUGGGGAAUGGCUGAGAAAGAAAAUUGAACUGAAGGACAUAGUCAACUCUGUUCAUGAAUCUGAUAGGGUUCCACCAGCUAUAUCUGGGGCAGUUCCAGCAUCUAGCCAUGAUGACAACAUGGAAAACAUGGGUAUUCAUGGUCUAUUGGCUCCAUUGAAAUCUUUUGGUUACACAGUCGAAGCUUUGGAGAUGCUGUUACUUCCCAUGGCAAAAGAUGGUACUGAGGCUCUUGGCUCAAUGGGAAAUGAUACUCCAUUGGCUGUGAUGUCAAAUAGGGAGAAACUUCCUUUUGAGUAUUUUAAGCAGAUGUUUGCUCAGGUUACAAACCCACCAAUUGAUCCAAUUCGAGAGAAGAUAGUCACUUCAAUGGAGUGCAUGAUUGGUCCAGAAGGGGACCUGACGGAAACCACUGAGGAACAGUGUCAUCGCCUCUCACUGAAAGGUCCUCUCUUAUCCAUGGAUGAAAUGGAAGCAAUAAAAAAGAUGAACUACAGGGGUUGGCGAAGCAAGGUUCUUGACAUUACUUAUCCCAAAAGCCGUGGAAUGAAGGGUUUGGAGGAGACCUUGGAUAGGAUUUGUUCUGAAGCACGUGAUGCACUCAAGGAGGGUUAUACAACAUUGGUACUUUCUGACAGAGCUUUCUCACCAAAUCGUGUUGCCGUAAGCUCUCUGUUAGCUGUUGGUGCUGUGCACCAUCAUUUAGUCUCAAAGCUUGAGCGUACUCGAAUUGGGUUGAUAGUAGAAUCUGCUGAGCCACGCGAGGUUCAUCAUUUCUGUACCCUUGUUGGGUUUGGCGCUGAUGCAAUAUGCCCAUAUUUGGCCAUAGAAACCAUUUGGAGAUUGCAAGUUGAUGGGAAAAUCCCCCCUAAAGCAAGUGGUGAGUUCCACUCCAAGGAGGAACUGGUCAAGAAGUAUUUCAAAGCAAGCACUUAUGGGAUGAUGAAGGUUCUAGCUAAAAUGGGGAUAUCAACAUUAGCCUCUUACAAGGGUGCCCAGAUAUUUGAAGCCUUGGGCCUUUCAUCUGAGGUUAUCCAGAAGUGUUUCAAAGGGACUCCAAGCAGAGUUGAAGGUGCAACAUUUGAAAUGCUUGCUCUGGAUGCUCUCCAAUUACAUGAGAUGGCAUUUCCUACUCGAGCUAUGCCUCCUGGAAGUGCAGAGGCUGUUGCGCUGCCUAAUCCUGGAGAUUACCACUGGAGAAAAGGUGGAGAAAUUCAUCUCAAUGAUCCUCUUGCUAUAGCAAAGCUGCAGGAGGCUGCUAGAUCAAAUAGUGUAGCUGCAUAUAGAGAGUAUUCCAAGCGCAUACAAGAGCUGAAUAAGUCCUGCAACUUGCGUGGGAUGCUGAAAUUUAAAGAAGCAGAGGUCAAGGUUCCUUUGGAUGAAGUGGAACCUGCUAGUGAGAUUGUGAAGCGGUUUUGUACUGGGGCCAUGAGUUAUGGAUCGAUAUCACUUGAGGCUCAUACCACCCUGGCGAUUGCCAUGAACAAACUUGGGGGGAAAUCAAAUACAGGUGAAGGAGGUGAGCAACCAUCUCGCAUGCAGCCUCUUCCUGAUGGUUCAAGGAAUCCAAAGAGGAGUGCAAUCAAGCAGGUUGCCAGUGGGAGAUUUGGAGUUUCUAGCUAUUAUCUUACAAAUGCUGAUGAACUACAGAUAAAAAUGGCCCAGGGCGCCAAGCCAGGUGAAGGUGGUGAACUUCCAGGCCACAAGGUUAUUGGAGAUAUUGCAGUGACUAGGAACUCUACUGCUGGUGUGGGACUUAUUAGUCCACCUCCUCAUCAUGAUAUCUAUUCCAUUGAAGACCUUGCUCAAUUAAUUCAUGAUCUUAAGAACUCUAACCCUGGGGCUCGAAUCAGUGUGAAAUUGGUGUCUGAAGCUGGUGUAGGAGUAAUUGCAAGUGGGGUUGUGAAGGGCCACGCAGACCAUGUCUUGAUCUCAGGUCAUGAUGGUGGCACUGGGGCUUCACGUUGGACUGGCAUCAAGAAUGCUGGAUUACCGUGGGAACUUGGUUUAGCUGAGACCCAUCAAACUCUAGUUGCCAAUGAUCUCCGUGGUCGAACCACUCUCCAGACAGAUGGACAACUUAAAACUGGAAGAGAUGUAGCCAUUGCAGCACUUCUUGGUGCAGAGGAGUUUGGUUUCAGUACUGCCCCUCUAAUAACAAUGGGCUGUAUUAUGAUGCGGAAGUGCCACAAGAACACCUGCCCAGUUGGUAUUGCUACCCAAGAUCCUGUUCUCCGCGAGAAGUUUGCUGGAGAGCCUGAGCAUGUCAUAAAUUUCUUCUUUAUGCUAGCUGAGGAGGUGAGGGAGAUCAUGUCUAAUCUGGGAUUCCGAACUGUAAAUGAAAUGGUUGGUCGUUCAGAUAUGUUAGAAGUUGAUAAAGAAGUGAUUAAGAACAAUGGGAAGUUGGAGAACAUUGAUCUCUCUUUACUACUCAGACCAGCUGCUGACAUCAGGCCAGAGGCUGCUCAGUACUGCAUUCAGAAACAGGAUCAUGGUUUAGACAUGGCCUUAGAUAAAAAACUGAUAUCUUUAACCAAAUCUGCCCUAGAAAAAGCUCUUCCUGUGUACAUUGAACUGCCAAUUCGGAAUGUGAAUCGUGCUGUUGGAACCACGCUCAGCCACGAAGUCACUAAGCGCUACCACAUUGCAGGGCUUCCCGCAGAUACCAUCCACAUCAAGCUCACUGGAAGUGCUGGUCAGAGUUUUGGAGCCUUCCUUUGUCCUGGGAUCAUGCUUGAGCUUGAAGGUGACAGCAAUGACUAUGUUGGGAAAGGCUUAUCAGGAGGGAAAAUUGUAGUUUAUCCUCCGAGAAAAAGCCAAUUUGAUCCAAAGGAAAACAUUGUGAUAGGUAAUGUAGCUCUCUAUGGUGCAACAAGUGGGGAGGCAUAUUUCAAUGGGAUGGCAGCUGAGAGAUUCUGCGUGCGUAAUUCAGGUGCCAAAGCAGUUGUUGAAGGAGUGGGUGAUCACGGAUGUGAAUACAUGACGGGUGGGACUGUUGUUGUGCUUGGAAAAACUGGGAGGAAUUUUGCUGCAGGUAUGAGUGGUGGUAUAGCGUAUGUUCUUGAUGUUGAUGAGAAGUUCCAAUCUCGAUGCAAUCUUGAAUUGGUGGAUCUUGAAAAAGUUGAAGAUGAAGAGGAUAUUAUGACACUUAGGAUGAUGAUACAGCAACACCAGCGUCACACAAACAGUGAGUUAGCAAGAGAAGUUCUUGCUGACUUUGACAAUCUUCUACCUAAAUUUAUCAAAGUAUACCCAAGGGAUUAUAAGCGGGUUCUUGCAAACAUGAAGGCAGAACAAGCUGCGAAAAAAGUUGUUAGAGAGGCCCAGGAACAAGAAGAGGCAGAAUUGAUGAAGAAAGAUGCUUUUGAAGAGCUUAAAAAGUUGGCUUUAGCAUCUUCAAAUGAUAGAGAUAAAGUAAACAAGGUUGAACAGGUUGUGGCAUCAAAGAGGCCAACUAAGGUUGACAAUGCUGUCAAGAAUGGAGGCUUUAUUGCUUAUGAGAGGGAGAGCAUUUCUUAUAGGGAUCCUACUGUUAGGGUUAAUGACUGGGAAGAGGUAAUGGAGGAGUCCAAACUGGGCCCACUUUUAAAGACUCAAUCAGCUCGUUGCAUGGACUGUGGGACUCCCUUUUGCCAUCAGGAAAACUCUGGGUGUCCUCUUGGGAAUAAGAUACCGGAAUUCAAUGAAUUAGUAUACCAAAAUAGGUGGCGUGAAGCAUUGGAUCGGCUUCUGGAGACAAACAAUUUCCCAGAGUUCACUGGAAGAGUGUGCCCUGCACCUUGCGAGGGAUCUUGUGUACUUGGUAUUAUUGAGAACCCUGUAUCAAUCAAAAGCAUAGAGUGUGCCAUCAUAGAUAAGGCCUUCAACGAAGGAUGGAUGGUGCCUCGACCACCCCCUAAGAGAACUGGGAAGAGAGUUGCCAUUGUAGGUAGUGGACCAGCUGGAUUGGCUGCUGCUGACCAGUUAAAUAAAAUGGGCCAUCUGGUGACAGUGUUCGAGCGUGCUGACCGUAUUGGAGGGCUAAUGAUGUAUGGUGUUCCCAACAUGAAGGCCGACAAGGUGGAUAUUGUUCAAAGGCGGGUCAAUCUUAUGGCUGAAGAAGGCGUCAAUUUUGUGGUAAAUGCUAAUGUUGGCACAGAUCCCUUGUACUCCCUUGACCGACUUCGUGCAGAGAAUGAUGCCAUUGUUUUGGCCUUAGGAGCUACAAAACCAAGGGAUCUCCCUGUUCCAGGACGGGAACUGAAAGGAGUACAUUUUGCCAUGGAGUUUCUUCAUGCCAACACCAAAAGCUUACUUGAUAGUAAUCUCCAAGAUGGGAACUAUAUAUCCGCCAAGGGGAAGAAAGUGGUUGUCAUUGGAGGUGGUGAUACUGGUACAGACUGCAUAGGAACAUCUAUCCGUCAUGGUUGCACCAGCAUUGUAAAUCUUGAACUUCUCCCUCAGCCACCCAAGACCAGGGCCCCUGGCAACCCUUGGCCACAGUGGCCUCGCAUAUUCCGUGUGGAUUACGGUCACCAGGAAGCAGCUACCAAAUUUGGGAAAGAUCCGAGGUCUUAUGAGGUAUUGACGAAGCGGUUUGUGGGCGACGAGAAUGGAACAGUGAAAGGACUUGAGGUGGUGCGAGUUCAGUGGGAAAAGGAUGCUAAUGGAAAGUUUCAGUUCAAGGAAAUUGAGGGCUCUGAGGAGAUGAUUGAAGCUGACCUGGUUUUCCUGGCGAUGGGCUUCCUUGGUCCCGAGUCGACAAUUGCGGACCGGCUAGGCUUGGAGCGAGACAACCGAUCGAAUUUGAAAGCAGAGUAUGGAAAAUUUUCAACUAAUAUGGAAGGGGUAUUUGCAACUGGGGAUUGCAGACGAGGGCAAUCACUGGUAGUCUGGGCAAUCUCGGAGGGCCGUCAAGCUGCUUCCCAGGUUGACAAGUACUUGACAAGAGAAGGAAAGCAUAGCACCACCAGCGGUAGCCAGUGUGAUUCUGCUAAGCAGCAGCAAGACAAAAAUCAAUUUACUGCGAGGACAUAGGCAACUUGCUCCCCCCCUAUCCCUUUUUUUUUGUUCAAUCUCAUUUUUCUGCUAUAGUGAAGUAGAAAGAAGCUUUGGUUAUACAGAGCCGGCCCUGUAAAAUGGGCCCAUGUGCCAACAAGUGGCACUCUUCCGGUUUUGAGAUGCCAAGAUUGAAAAUAACAGGCAAUGGGUGGCUUGGCUUAUUAGGAGGGAGGGCUGGUGCAAGUUGUGGUGGUCUUAUGGUGUCUAAUUUUUGUGGAAAAGUCUUUAGUGGCGGUCAAAGGAAUAAUCAAUAAUGUACAGUUUGCUUCAUUUCGCCCAUAAUGUGUCAAACGCCUUUUUAUUUGAAUGAUUUAUACGUGUGGUAAGCUGGUUAUGCUUUUCGUGAAUUGUUUAUAAAAGGUUUCUUGACAAGGA